CACCUCUUACAGGAAGUCUAUUCUGACCGACCUCCACCUUCCCUGUUGCUAGUUCCCCCUACCUAGGAAUUAUUUUGUGUCUAUUUUGUAUUUAAUUUCCUAUUUAUAUGUUCUCCUCUCCCUGCAAAACUGUAAGUUCUUUAAGGGUCCGGGCCAGAGGAGGAGAGGUCUUCAUCCUGAAAGAGUUCCCAGUGACAGAGAUGGAGAAGUCGGAAGAGAUAGCCCAUUUUGAGGGAAAGUGAGGAGGUCAGUUUUGGACAUGCCCGGGCCUGGGAGAGGAGGAGGAGAGGAGCAAGCGUCCCCGGGCCCGGCUCCGGCUCCCGGGGGCGGCUCCCCCUGCCCUCCCCUCCCCGCCCCCAGCCCGGCGGCGGCGGCAGCGGCGGCGUCGGAGAAGCCUGAGCCGAGAAGGAGGAGGAGACGACUGCAGCUCGCCCAGGAUCCGCUCCAGAGCAGCUCCACAAGCUAGCUGUCGGGCCAAUGCAGCGGGACGGGCCGCCCCGCGCCCCCGCCCCCAUCCCGGGGCCCCGCCUUCCAGGCCCCGGAGGUGUUGGUAGUGUCGGCGGCGGUAGUGGCGGUGUUGGCGGCGGUGGCGGCUCUACAGCCCCAGCAGCCCCCGUCCUCCCGGGAACUACAAGUCCCAGGGGUCCCGGCGGCAGCCGCAGGGCGGAAGAGGCGGGACCGGCACCUCGGGGCCGGAAGUGGCCGGGGAGGCGGAAGUGGCGGGGCCGAGGAGGGAGCUGGAGCGUGGGGGGCGCGGCGGCAGCAGCGGCGGUAGCGGCAGCGGCGGCGGCGGCAGCAGCGGCGGCAGCAGCUGCAGCGGGACCCGGGCCCGGGCCAGCGGGGGCAGCCAGUGGGGCGGCGGGAGGCACGGGCGAGGCCACCAUGGCCAAGCAGUACGACACGGUGGAAUGCCCCUUCUGCGAUGAGGUGACCAAGUACGAGAAGCUGGCCAAGAUCGGUCAGGGCACCUUCGGUGAAGUCUUCAAGGCCAAACACAGACAGACCGGCAAGAAGGUAGCCCUGAAGAAAGUGCUGAUGGAAAAUGAAAAGGAGGGGUUUCCCAUCACUGCCUUAAGGGAAAUCAAGAUCCUUCAGCUUCUCAAACAUGAGAAUGUGGUCAACCUAAUUGAGAUCUGUAGGACCAAAGCCUCUCCCUACAACCGCUGCAAAGGUAGCAUCUACCUGGUGUUUGAUUUCUGUGAACAUGACCUUGCUGGCCUGCUGAGCAAUGCCCAUGUCAAGUUCACUCUGUCGGAGAUCAAGAAGGUGAUGCAAAUGUUGCUCAAUGGCCUCUACUAUAUCCAUCGGAAUAAGAUAUUGCAUCGGGAUAUGAAGGCUGCCAAUGUGCUCAUCACCCGAGAUGGGGUCCUGAAGUUGGCUGACUUUGGUUUGGCUCGAGCUUUCAGUCUUGCCAAGAAUAGCCAGCCAAACCGAUACACUAACAGAGUGGUGACCCUCUGGUACCGGCCCCCUGAACUGUUGCUUGGAGAGCGUGACUAUGGCCCUCCAAUAGACCUUUGGGGUGGAGGCUGCAUCAUGGCAGAAAUGUGGACCCGGAGCCCUAUCAUGCAGGGUAACACGGAGCAGCACCAGCUGGCCCUCAUCAGUCAGCUCUGUGGCUCCAUUACCUCAGAGGUGUGGCCCAAUGUGGAUAAAUACGAGCUGUAUGAGAAACUGGAACUGCCUAAAGGACAGAAGCGGAAGGUAAAAGAGCGGCUUAAAGCCUAUGUCAAGGACCCUUAUGCACUGGACCUGAUUGACAAACUGCUGGUGCUGGACCCUACCCAGCGUAUUGACAGUGACGAUGCCCUCAACCAUGACUUCUUCUGGUCAGACCCCAUGCCCUCAGACCUCAAGAAUAUGCUUUCCACUCACAGUACUUCCAUGUUUGAGUACCUGGCUCCACCCCGACGGAGAGGCGGUGGGCACAUGCCCCAACAGCCAGCCAAUCAGAGCCGCAACCCAGCAGCCACUAAUCAGACAGAGUUUGACCGAGUAUUCUAAGGUCACACGAGAUUGUUCCUUUUUUGUUGGGAGAUUUUUGUUUUUGUUUUUGGGGGGUUGGUUUUUUUUGUUUUGUUUUUUUUACAUAUAUAGAGAGAGACAUGUGACUAUUAUGUUGCUGAGAUUAUGGGGCAUUUUCAUUGUUUCCCAUUGCACAUAUAUAUAUAUUUUUUAAACUUUUGCUCUAGGUACUGGGGGGAAUGGCAAGCUAGCUAGUAAGGAUGGAGCUAGGACUGAUGGAAAGGCAUUGCAGCAUCUGGCUAUGCCAUCCCCAGGACCCACAUUUAUGGACAGUACUUGGCACUGUCUUUUCCUCUAGAAGAGGACCUCAUUUUUUGAGGAAAGCAGUCAGUUUUCCUAGGCUGUCCUCUUGUUUUUAGUCAUUCUGGAGAUCCUUAGGCUCCUCUUCUUUCUAAUAGCCAGGGGAUAAGAUUAUCUUGGAUAGCCUUAGGGCCCCGUUAUUAGAAAAAUCACUGGCAGCUUCUCCCAGUCCUGCCUGUGACAGGAGACUGACUUGUUGACUGAAGGGAAGAUUAGAGCACCAGCCCUCUUUGAAUUCCAUGGUCCUCCCAUACCCUUCACUAUAUAUUCUGGGAGAUACUCUUCCAUGGAGUGAGCCCUGGGAAUCCAAAGAGAUCAGUUGGGUCUAGUCCCUCCUUGGUCCCACUUGCAUCAUGGAGGGCAGAAGAGCAAUUUUGGUUUUCUUUUUAGAAGAAUUUUAUCAUGUUACCGCUGUUUGAUUUUUUUGCUUGGCAACAUUGGUUAUAAUUAAAAGUUGACUUCCUAGCUGGCUGACUUCUGUAUUUCUGUGAUCAGUUGUACCUUUCAUAUUCCUAUGUAGUCAUGGUCUUACCAGCCCUAUUUGUGACCAUCAGGGGCAGCAUGGUAAGGCAGAAAUAACUGCAUUAAUUUCCUAUCUGUAUGCCCCUGGUGGGCGACUUGCUUCACUUCUCUCUGUAUCUGUUUAAUGUUUACUGCUUUACAGCUAAGUGUACAAAAAUGGACUUAAGUAACCAUGUUGGAGGAAAGUUCAAAGUAGAGGAGGCAGCCCUGCUUCAGGGAGCUGGGAUCAUGACAGAAACUGGUCACAAAGCUGCUCUUCCUAUCUUAUUUUCCUUCUGUAUAAUUUGCCAAGGGGAAUAACCUUUGUAAAGAAUUAAACUAUUACCAAUUGAGAAUCAAUACCUAAUAUAAAGAAGAGGGCAAAGGAGGGCCUCCCUGCAUUUUAGUCAUGUCAGUUGACUCCAAUGAACUAUAUAUAUAUAUUUCUAGAUUACUGAAAUAAGUAGAAAAUGGAAUGGUCAAGUGUGCCAUCAUUGGUCUUUUAAAGGUAGAGGGACCCAUGAGAUGCCACAGUUUUGAGAAGGGUAAAUAUAGUGCUAAUUUUUUAAAACUGGGAAGAGAAUGGAAUCUAUAAACUAUAGGCCAGUGAGCCUGUCUUCAAUUAUUGAAAAUUCUAAAAUGUUAUUAAAGUAAAAUAGUAAAGGAAGCAAAGAUCACAAGGAUAAGUAAUGGAUUAAAGCUGUAGGGAAACAAAUUUAGGUUUUAUAUAGAGAAAAAAUUAAUUAGAGCUAUCCAAAAGUUGAAUGAGCUAAUUUAGGAGGAAGGUAGUGAGCUUCUCACUGGAGAUCUUGCAGUAAAAGCCAGAUGGUCAACUAGUUGGCUCUAUUGUAGGAGGGAUUCUUGUUUCAAGUAUCAUUUGGGCUUUGCCCCUGAGGACCCUUCUAAUUAUUAAAUUCUUUGUUCAUGGAAAUAAUUAUCCCUGCUUUUUCUCAUUAGAGUGUGAGGAUCAAAUGAGGCAAAAUGUUUUUUUAAUUCUCAAGGUGUGACUUCCGUUCCAUAUACUGACCCUUCUACCUAAAGAUGGCACCACAAUAAGAACUAACAUGUACAGAGAGUACAUAAUUAUGUACAAAGAAUAUGCCCUGAUGGCUUGAGACCUGCCCUAAAGUCAUCUUGAUUUACAUAAGUGCACCUGUCUGAAGACCUCUAGGUAAAGUGAGUUUGAUGAAAGCAGGAGGAGGAACAUAGGUGGCACAGCAUCAGUCACUGGGGGUGUCUCCCUAGAAUGGAGAGGAAGAACUUAGACAGAUGGGUAGAUCAAGGUAAAGGUGGUCACUCUUGGGGUUAGAAGUCUCAAGCCUAGCCCCUAUGAGAAGGUGAUAAGUCUGCUUUCACUUGGGUUUUUUUUGUUUGGAGGGGAGUGGGAGGUGGGAGUGAGACCAUGGAGUAUCAAGCUGAAAGGGGCAAAGAGAGAGAGCACACUAUUCUAUAAUAAAGCUAAAGAAUUUCUGAUUUUUGAAAUGAGGAUUUCUUUCAGAAUUCUCUUAUAUGUAAAGUUCAAUUUGCGCAAUGCAAAUUUACAUAAAGUGAGUAAUCUCUAAUGUAGUGCGCUAAGUUUACAAAGUACUUUCUAAUCUCAUUUCAUUCUCAUAACCACUCUGAGAGGUAAGAGCUAUUGUCCCCAUUUUACAGAUGAAGAAACUGAGGUAGAUAAAGGUUAAGUGAUUAGUCCAAGAUCAAACAACUAGUUGUGUAAGACCAGAUUUGAACUUCUGUCUUUCUGACUCCAGGUCCAGCACUUUAGCCACUGCACCAUCCACAAGUUCUACACUUACAAGCUAUUAGCUAUAAUGCUUCCUCUCUCCCUUAAUGCCCUCUCACACUUGUAUAGGGUAGAAGUUAGAGGGCUUGUUUGUAAUCUGAAGACCAAGGAUUCUUUGGUAUGCUGGGCACACUCUUGGGCAGUGGAAAUAGAAUAGGGGGGUAGCUAGGUGGUUCAGUAGAUAGAAAGCCAGGUGUAGAGAUGGGAGGUCCUGGAUCCAAAUCAAAUCUUCCUAACUGUGACCCUGGGCAAGUCACUUAACCCCAAUCACUAGCCUUUACGGCUAUUCUGCCUAGGAAUCAAUACUUAAGUGUCCAUUCUAAGAUAGAAGUUAAAGAUUGAAAACAAAAGUGAUUGCAUUUCUUCCCUAAUGUAUAUGUAAAAAUAUUCCUUUUGUUUAAUUGCAAAGGAAUAGUUUUUGUUUUUUUAACCUGCUUGUAAAUGAGACCUCACCAAUAUCCUCAGCUUUAAUUUGGCCCUCCUAAGGCUUUGUAGUCUGUGAUCACAGACAAAAGGGAGGCCCAGCAGGGCCCUGCUUUAAACAGUGCAUCAGUUUUGCUGAGUUUUGUGUAGCAGCAAUUGCAACCUCUGUGAUGGUAUUUUGGAUUUUGUUUUUAUUUAAAGGCCUCUGUUGCUGCUCCCUUCCCAAAGUGGGAAGCUAGUGGGCUGAACUUGGACUCAGGGGCGAGAAAAAUGGAGGAGCUACUGAAGUGAGAGCUGCAGAGUUCCAUGGCCAAAGCCACGGACCACUCAGCAGGCAGGUGCAUUAGCCAGGGCUAGAGUUCAGGUAUUUGUGAAAGUGAACCACAAGUCAGAAUGUUUGAAGGUGAAAUGGCAAGUUUAUCUGCUAUCCUGCAAACAAACACAGUGAGAGUACCCAGACCCAUUAAAGUGAUAGAUGUGCCAGGGGAUGGGAGUUUACUAGUGAUGGAGCAUUUGGACAUGAGAUAUUUAAACAGUCAUGCUGCAAAGCUUGGAUCACAGUUAGCUGAUCUACACCUUCAUAACAAGAAGUGUGGUGAGGUUCUCAGGAAGGAAAAGAAAACUGUCAGGAAAGGGGAGGCGGACAGGCAGAACUUCAAUUUGUGGACCAAUUUGGGUUUGAUGUGGUAACCUGCUGUGGAUACCUCCCUCAGGUAAAUGAUUGGCAGGAGGACUGGGUAAUAUUCUAUACCAGGCACCAACUUCAACCCCAGAUAGACAUGGUGGAGGAGGAAUCUGGAGAUAGAGAAACAAGAGAACUUUGGUCUCACCUGGCAUGUUCCAAGAUCUGGAAAUGUGUACCUGCCCUACUACAUGGAGAUCUCUGGGGAGGAAAUCUAGCAGAGGAUGCAUCAGGGCCAAUUAUCUUUGAUCCAGCUUCUUUUUAUGGCCACUCAGAGUUUGAGCUUUCCAUAGCUGGAAUGUUUGGGGGGCUUUGGCAGCUCUUUUUACUCGGCUUACCACAACAAAAUUCCUAAAGUUUCAGGGUUUGAGAAGCGACUUAAACUCUAUCAGCUCUUUCACUACUUGAAUCAUUGGAAUCAUUUUGGAUCAGGGUAUAGAGGAUCUUCUCUGGAUAUAAUGAGAAACCUCAUAAAAUGAGUGCUGUCUCUUUUAGGGUUCUGGCCUCUCCCAUCUUUGGCAAUUCAAACAUAGUAUUAUUUCUCUAAGAAGGUAUGUAACAUUAUAGUCAAACAUCUAAAGUCUAGGAUUUCUCUUGUUUCUGCCCUCUCUUUCCCUGAACACCACCAUUUCCUCAAAAGGAUUGGGUUUCAUAUUUUGCUUUUAAUUUUUUCCUAUAACUAGAGUAGCUCAAUAAAGAUACUUCUUAAUCCAGAACUACAGACACAUAUAGUAGCUUAUUCACCAACUAUGAAAAAUACCCCACAGCUUAAAGAUAUUUUUAUUUUAAGGUUGAAUAUUUUGCUAGAUGCCAGAUAAAGGAAGGUAUAAUUAAGCUAUGCUCCAGGAUAAUGAUACUGUGAAGUAAUGGAUGGCAGGCAGCAUUUAGCCAUCAUGUUACCAAGAUAGAAAAAGUAUAGUAAUUGAACUUAUUUGAAGUAUGGUCAAGAAAGUUUGAUAAUUAAUAGAUGCCUUCAUUUCUUUCUUGAUUAUUUAAAAACAUUCCUUUCAACUUUUGUAGUUCUAGAAACUUUUCUUGAAAUGUGAAACAGGUUUUCCUCACCUUGCCAGCUAUCUUCCUUAUUGCAGAAUAUAAGAAUUGGUCAGUUCUUUUUUUUUACUAGAAUGGCUUAAAUCUGGAAAUAAAAGUCACUAAUUAGAAAUUUUAGAACAUUUAGGAUUGCUGAAUCUAGUAAAAACAGAUGCAGCAGCUUCUUGUGUUUUCUAAUAAUGGCGUUCUGGGUUUUUUUUCCCUGCAAAAGAGUCUAGAACCUCUACUAAUCCAAUAGCUAUUUUUCAAAUAUAAGGGAUCAAGUGUUUCUAUUUUGAUGGGAUUUGGGAGAUGGAACUGUGUUUCUCAGGAUACCAACAAAUUGAAGUUUUUUUAAGAAUACUUUUGAAGGAAUCUAUUAAUUUGUUCUCUUUUCCCCCCAAGAUUUGCAGAUCAGAAAUGUUAUCAUAAUGGAGUUGCUGAGUUGAGUCUUGAUUUUUACCAUGCAAGUUGAGGCUUCCAGAUUAUCUAGACAGAUAGAUACCUUUUUUCUCUUGCCUCCUUUGCUAUAUAGACUACUGUUAUCACAUGAAAUGGGCUUUUCAAUGCUUAAUGUAUUCCUAGCUAAGUGGAGUUUUUUAUACUUUUAAAAUUUAUUCCAUGUUGUCUUCUCAUUUUCCUAAGCAUGAGAGUCUUGAACUGAAUUGUAAACCUGCUUUAUUUAGUAUUUUAAUGAUAGGGUAAAUUUAAUGAUUGUAUUGAUGCUUAUCUCCCUUUUGCCAUGAAGAUUUCAAUGAUCUAAGCUGUUUCAGUGAUAUCUGACAAUGUAUUUACUUUUGCUGUUUAAAUGACAGCUGUGACAUCCUUGUAUAUCAAUAAAAUAGACAAAGCUUGAAAAAAAAUAAAAUAAAGGCCACUGUUAACAGAAAAUAA
This is a messenger RNA of Monodelphis domestica (gray short-tailed opossum), 7637 nucleotides long. RefSeq names its product cyclin dependent kinase 9 (gene CDK9). The record is from RefSeq and is a predicted model, not a curated record. Gene Ontology annotation, molecular function: ATP binding; RNA polymerase II CTD heptapeptide repeat kinase activity; cyclin-dependent protein serine/threonine kinase activity. Lineage: Eukaryota; Metazoa; Chordata; Mammalia; Didelphimorphia; Didelphidae. Gene Ontology annotation, cellular component: nucleus. Gene Ontology annotation, biological process: protein phosphorylation.